AUGAACUGCAUUUGUUUUUAGCUGGUAGGAGCUCGCUUGGCUAUCGACAGCUGUCAUCAAUCUAGAAGAAUAACAUUUGUUCAUGAAUUGUGUAGCACUUUAAUAUAAUGCAUGUUUUAUAGACACGGCUACCGGUCAACUCCCGUUAUAUUCAGAACGACUAACGUUAGUUGGACAGGAUACAUAUUUAAUCUCUGGCUAGGCCAACAAAAUGCCAGUAAAUUCUCGAGAAAAGAACAAGGAUAGUAACCACGAAGAGAUGGAGGUGGACUACCCCGAGCAUGAAGGCAGCAGUUCGGACGAGGACGACUCGGAGAGCACGUCCGUGUCGGAGGAUGGAGACAGUUCAGAGAUGGAUGACGAAGACUGUGAGAGAAGGAGAAUGGAAUGUCUCGACGAGAUGACCAACUUGGAGAAACAGUUCACUGACCUGAAAGACCAUCUAUACAAGGAGCGCCUGAGCCAGGUGGAUGCCAAGCUGCAGGAGGUAAUGUCAGGGAAGGCCUCUGAGUAUCUCGACCCUCUGGCCAGCUUGCAGGAGAACAUGCAGAUCAGGACUAAGGUGGCAGGGAUUUACAAAGAGCUCUGUCAGGAGUCUGUGAAGAACAAGUAUGAGUGUGAGAUCCAAGCAGCCUGCCAGCACUGGGAGAGUGAGAAGCUGCUGCUCUUUGACACAGUUCAGAGUGAGCUUGAGGAGAAGAUCAGGCGCCUGGAAGAAGACAGGCACAGCAUAGACAUCACCUCAGAGCUCUGGAACGAUGAGCUGCAGUCUCGGAGGAGCAAGAAGAAGGAUCCCUUUAGUCCAGACAAGAAGAAGAAGCCUGUCGCAGUGUCUGGACCAUAUAUUGUCUAUAUGCUGCAGGACUUGGACAUCCUAGAGGACUGGACAGCCAUCAGAAAGGCAGUGGCAACUCUUGGUCCUCACAGAGGUAAAGAAGCCCCCACUAAUAAGAACGAGAAGCUCCAACACAGUGCCCGCUCUGAGGAGGGGCGGUUGUUCUACGAUGGAGAGUGGUAUGGACGUGGUCAGAACAUCUGCAUUGACAAAAAGGAUGAAUACCCAACCAGUGCCAUCAUCACUACCAUCAACCACGACGAGGUGUGGUUCAAGCGCCUGGAUGGCAGCAAAUCCAAGCUGUAUAUCUCCCAGCUGCAGAAAGGCAAAUACACUAUCAAGCACUCCUGAAACACGCCAGCAGUACACAGACACGCACUCCGGAACACUCCACGGAACUCUGCUAAAACCGACAGACACAUCAUAAAACCCACAUGUGAACCCCCUGAUGAAUCAGAAGGACAGGUUGAUGGGAGGCCCAGACCACAGCUCUCCUCCCUGGGAAGCACAUCUUCUCCUCUCCCCUGUCUGGAUCUUUGGGACCUGGAGGCACCGUGACCCUCUGGAGCUACCUGCUCACCACUGCCAGUUUGAUGUUUCCCGUGGAUUUUUCAAAGAGUGUGUUUACAGACAAUUUGUGUUUAUAAACUAUUUCUACUUUUUAUGUCAUUUUCUUAAUGCCUACAGGAUGGCUUUUUUCCAACAUUAUGGUGUCUACUCUUGUCUACUCUCUCCUAUAUGAGCUUUAUUGACAUGUUGCAUUUGUGCUAUCACCAGUCCUUGUAGACUGAUGCUGGACAGUUGAGAUAUGAAUCGUUACAUAGAAAAAUACUAUGACAGAGCCAUACAUGUAUGCCAUUUAUAUGGCACUGGCAACCUAAACAAGCUCCACAGGUUGGCCUUAACAGUGUUGGGAUAGUGUGUGAGACAGAAGAAGCAGAACCACUAUCUCUCAGUAUCAGGCUGGUUUAUUACAGUUUGUGUGACAGUGUGACAGUCUAAAGAGCCCAGCUGUAUUACAGUUACAGGUUCUGUUUUCAAUUAACAUGAUAGUCCUCAUCUUCCAAUGCAGUAUUCAUACCAUCAAAAAUGUCCUCUGUUCACUUUCCUGCCUCCCUUUCCCGGUGUAAAAACUUUCUAACCAGGUGUUCGACAUGGUUUCAUCGUCUUGCUGCCCAAACCUGUUUAACUUGCUCAGAAUAUCUAUGCUUAAUGUCAGCAUUCCCUCACAUCUUAUUUCAGAAGCGCAAUGAGGAGAAAACUUUUACCCAAUCUCCAAUGUUGUAUGAAAUACCUACAGAGUUUUUGAUGUCAGUGUUGAUGUAGGGGGAAAUGAAAAACAAUUACUUUGUAAAUUUGAAUCAAGUACGGUUUUGUCACAAACUAUUUUUUUAAACGUAAUAAAUGUUACGUCUUUUAAUAAACGU
This is a messenger RNA of Hypomesus transpacificus, 2262 nucleotides long. It is a transcript of the gene brms1la, whose product is annotated as BRMS1 like transcriptional repressor a. Gene Ontology annotation, molecular function: histone deacetylase binding. Lineage: Eukaryota; Metazoa; Chordata; Actinopteri; Osmeriformes; Osmeridae. The transcript has 10 exons. Gene Ontology annotation, cellular component: Sin3-type complex. The record is from RefSeq and is a predicted model, not a curated record. Gene Ontology annotation, biological process: negative regulation of transcription by RNA polymerase II. Bases 212 to 1186 code for a protein of 324 amino acids.